AUGCCGCAUCGCCGCGCAAGUCCCACCAUCGGCGACCUUGGGUUGACACUGAGGAACGCGGUCCAGUACUACACGAAGCUCCAUGAAGGCGUCCUCACCAAGCUCAAGCGCCACAUGGGCGUGUGGCUCACCAUCGCCGUCGAACUCCAGGCCUCUACGACGUGGACCCGCAGUGCCGUGGUCGCCGAAGAGCAAGGCAAGACGUUCUGGCUCAACCCGGCCCUGCUUGAUGGAGAAGAGUCGCGCCUGCUUUUGGCCAUUCCCAAGUUGGACAAGUUCGCCACCCCUGACAUUAUGAAGAAGAUCGACGAAGCCAAAGCGACGUACGAUGCAAUGGAAAAGAAGAUGGCGAGCGGUGCACCCCCGGUGGAUGAGGACGAGGAGGAUGACAAUAACCUCGACGAGUUGUUUGUUCGCCUUCUAAACAACGAGGAAGACCAUGCUGAGGCCAUGGACCUUGACGAGUCGGACGGCGAGGUCACGGCCAACCCCGACGACCACGCGUCAACCUCCUUUUCCCGCCACGAGCAGAAAACCGACACCGAGGAUGACUCUCCCCUCGGCAACAUGAUGUAUGGUCACGACUGGCUCAUCCAGGAAGGCCUGCUCGUCCAACAGGGCGAGGACGUGACUACAUUCGAGUACAUGCUUCGCUGCAAGGAGACGUGGGAGGAGCUCAAGAUGACUGUGGCGGCAUGCCAGAUAGAGAUUACGCGACUCAAGAAGCCGGUCACCGUUGUUGAUGGUGAUGACGAAACCCUUGAUGAUGAUGAUGACGACGACGGGGACAUUGUUUUUGUCGGCGCCUUGGCCUUAACGAACCAGGUUGCUGCGCUGUCUGUCGAGUCCGAGGAGAAGUCUGGCACGAGUUGCAAGUGUUGA
Molecule: messenger RNA, 882 nt
Organism: Apiotrichum porosum
Lineage: Eukaryota; Fungi; Basidiomycota; Tremellomycetes; Trichosporonales; Trichosporonaceae
Exons: 2
Coding region: 1-882 (293 amino acids)
Source: RefSeq, a predicted model, not a curated record